AAUGAUGGCCGAUGGAGCAGCUGCAAGGCUGUUAAUUACCCUUUUAGAUGGAGUGUUGACAAAAUUAGUGUUACCUACCCAAAGGUGUACCAAAUUCACCUAAUUGGGUGAAACUAAUGAUAUAUUUCUGGUGUGGGGCAGGGUUUCCAUGGAUCAGUGGAAGCUUUCCAUGUGAAGGCAGUGGAUACAACAGGUGCAGGGGAUUCCUUUGUUGGGGCUCUUCUCACCAAGAUCGUUGAUGACCAGUCCGUGCUUGAGGUAAAUAAAACACGCGUAUAGUAGAUUUUACUGUGGUUAAAAUGGAGGGAUAUAAUAUGGCUAACGUAAAUUGGUUUGUGGUAAAUGCAAUGGUUGGCAGGAUGAAGCAAGGUUGAGGGAAGUGCUGAAGUUUGCAAAUGCUUGUGGGGCAAUCACAACCACCAAGAAAGGAGCCAUCCCUGCUCUCCCUGCAGAAGCCGAUGCUCUCUCCCUCAUCAACUCCUCCUCUCAGUAGUAACCAUUGCGCUGAAUUGGGGAGAAGAUGUUGUUGCUGCCGGAUUUGUUUUCCCUUUUUCUGUUUGCCCUUUUCUUUUUCCUCCCUGUUUUGGUCGGCUUUUUUACAGCCUCCUUUAUUAGUUUACCAACAGAAACUUGCUCUCAAGAGUGGAGAGGCUUUCUUUGCAAUUAACCCCAUUCUCUCCCCUUCAUGUUUCUUUACUUGGAUGAUUUCAUUGUUCCUUCCUUCUUUGUUAUUAUUAAUGUAAUCCAUCGAGCAGUUGUGCCUUCUCUCAUUCAUCCAUGUCUCUCAAGUUUCAUCUAUGAAAAAUACUCUUCUUGGCACAUUUUUUUCCCCCACUGUUUGCUUGUUGGGCCAUUUUCAAAUGGAUUGGGCUGGUAUUGUCCAUUCACCCCUUCAUGGGCUUUCUCUUCAAUAAUAACGUGUUUAAUCUUCAAAUGGGCUUAAGCCUGAUCUUUGUAGCCUAAACUCGGCCCAUCGGGGCCCAGCCAAUACGAGUGGAGAACUCGAGAUGCCUUCGCAUUUUUCGUACCAAGACGGCAAGUUCCCUAACUGGCUAACUCAGUUUGCGCCAUUACUGACCGAAGCUCAGCUUCACUGGAAAAGGGACAAAUUAAAGGACCAAAAAGGAAAUAAAGGAAGCAGAGAGGAAAUGCGGAUAUUAGGCCACGUAGCUUCUCCAUCCUUCCUCAGCAACGGCACCGCUCUCCUCUUCUCCCCCUCCCCUUCUCUCACAUUCACUCCCAGAUUCUCUCCUCUCUCCACUGUCCCGUUUCGCCGCCGCUCCUUCUCCAUCGCCGCCGAAAUGGCUUCCCCUGUCAAGAAGGUUUUGGUGCCGAUUGCCAAUGGAACGGAGCCGAUGGAGGCUGUGAUCACCAUCGAUGUGCUCAGAAGAGCUGGAGCGGAUGUGACCGUAGCUUCCGUCGGGAAGGAGCUUCGAGUGGAAGCCGCUCAUGGAGUCAAGAUUAUCGCCGAUGCUCUCGUUUCUAAUUGCGUGGACAACGUUUUCGAUCUCAUCGCACUUCCGGGAGGCAUUCCAGGCGCUGCGAAUUUGAGAGAUUGCAAAGAGCUGGAAACCAUGGUCAAGAAACAAGCUUCAGAAGAACGGCCAUAUGCUGCAGUCUGUGCCUCCCCGGCAGUGGCACUUGGUUCAUGGGGUUUGCUGAAGGGGCUAAAAGCAACAUGUUAUCCGUCCUUCAUGCAGGAACUGCAGCAGUCCUCUGCUAUUGCUGUUGAAUCAAGAGUGCAGAAGGAUGGCAUCACAGUUACUAGCCGUGGUCCUGGCACAACAAUGGAAUUUUCUGUAGCAUUGGUUGAGCAAUUGUAUGGAAAAGAAAAGGCUAACGAAGUUUCAGGGCCAUUGGUGAUGCGUCCCAACCAUGGGGACGAGUACACUAUCAAAGAGCUAAAUUCAAUCCCUUGGGAAACUGAAGAUAACCCACCGCAGGUUCUUGUUCCCAUUGCAAAUGGCUCCGAGGAAAUGGAGGCCGUUAUGAUCAUUGACAUUUUGCGAAGAGCUAAAGUGAAUGUUGUAGUGGCUUCUGUUGAGGAAAAACUGGAAAUACUAGCUUCUCGAAAGGUUAAGCUGGAAGCAGAUAUGCUGCUUGAUGAUGCUGCUAAAUUGUCAUACCACCUUAUUGUCUUGCCAGGUGGACUCGGGGGAGCUCAAGCAUUUUCGAAGUCGGAGAAAUUGGUGGAUCUACUAAAGAAGCAACAUGAAUCAAAUCGUCCAUAUGGAGCUAUAUGCGCUUCUCCAGCUCUGGUCUUGGAGCCUCAUGGGCUUCUCAAGGGGAAGAAGGCUACAGCUUUUCCGGCCAUGUGCGAGAAGCUAUCGGAUCAGAGUGAAGUUGAGAACAGGGUAGUGGUAGACGGCAACCUGAUCACGAGCCGAGGCCCGGGAACUUCAAUGGAGUUUGGCCUGGCGAUAGUGGAGAAGAUUUUUGGAUGCGACAAAGCGAUGGAGAUAGCUAAGGCCAUGCUUUUCACUGUCUGAUUCGCAAGAUAUUAGAGCUUCUUGUUUUCUGUUGUUUUUUUGGGUGAAAGUGUUUAGAUAUAAGUUGCUGCAGGAAGCCAGGAACAGGUACUUGUUGAUCCUCAACUGAGUUUUUGUCUAAACUAAUGCUACGGAGUCUUGGGAAGUGUUUUUGUUUGCGCUGUAAUGUGAACUUUGGUCUCCUGCCUUUGCUCUAUCCUUUACCUUGUAGAAAAAGGAAGUACAUAUAAAUAAAAAGCUGCAGUGUUUAUGAGGAAAAAAAUAGUUCAUAAAAAAAAAAAAACUCACCGUUUGUUUCUUUAGAAGGAAAAGGAGGGGAGGGGAGGGGAGGGGAGUUUGAAUUGAAAUGUUUCUCCAUGAUAAGGCAAGUUUAAAUGGAAAAUGGUUCUCCUUGAUAAUGUAGUGUUUAAUGUUUAUCUUAAAAAUUAACUUAUUAUUACAUUGGUGGUUGUGGACUUGUGGCUUAUAAGAUUAAUUUAAUCAUAUCAAUUAAAUUGAUUUAAGCUGGACCUAAAGUGGUAAAGUUUUGGACUAUUCAUCUUACCAUGCAAGGUAUUUCAACAGUCACUUCCUCGACAUGAACCACCCAAGUGGCCACCUACCAGGCAUGAUUGGCUAGCAUGACAUCAUCAUGAGGGGUAUCCCUUCGGUCAAAACCGAAUCAAAAUGGAGCAUAUCGCGUCCUGGUUUACUUCAAACACUACAAAUUAAAUUUGAACUGAAAUAUAAUUCUAUUCCAUUUGGUCGAACCGAAUUAGAAUUAUAUUCUAGUUAAAUUCGAUUGCACACAAACCCGAAAAUAUGGAGAGGGACAUACAUAGACAUAUAAUGGGGGAGAUAGAGAAUCCCCCCCACCCCCCACACAGAAUUUCAAACGCCUCCAUGAAUUAGGCUAUGGGAGAUGGGAUUGUUUAUAGCGGGGAGUGUACUGGCCUCAGGUAGCAUUGAGCCCAUGUUUCGGUUGGUUCGUUCAAUCAAGAGAAACCCUGGGUUUCAACAGAUUUCUAUUCAGAAUUUCAAACCAAAUAAUAAUAGUUCGAUUUUGGUUCGGUUUAAAUCGGUGUUUGUUAGGUUUGGUUCGGGUUUACCAAAUCAAAUGCCUUCUCCUAAGCAUGACAUCAAUAAGAGGCGUAGGCAUUGUCCCACUUAUCAAGCACACUACAUACCUAGCGCUAGCGGUUACCUCAUCCAAAUAGAGAUGACAAUUUGAAUUCGCCUUGUCGGGUAUUACUCGACUUGACCCGCGAUGGGGCGAGUAUUAUCCGACCCGUUGUAACAUGGGGCGCGACAUGGGUGUCCACUUUCGAUUUGUCAUGACCCGCCCCGUUCUUGACCAUUCUAUCUCAACUUCUUACAAGAUCUAUUCAAAUUUCUCCUAAUUUGAUUUUUCUUCAACUAGUUUGACAUAAUUACCUAUUAUAUUAUCACUAUUUUCAUUCGUAAAUUGUCCCUUUAUUUUAUCGUAAAAGUAAAAUUUUGGUGUAUGUUUUUUCUAUUAACAUGUAAGAGUGGGUCGUUACGCCCCGUCCCACACUCGUCUUGUCUCGCGUUUGGUGCGGAGUGAGUAUGAGUAUUGAUAUACACGUCUCGCCCCCACCCGUUUGUCAUUACUACAUCCAAAGAGGGUUGAUGUAGAUAUGAAAACAUGGAAACAUGGAAAAUAGUCAUAUAUGAAAACAUGGAAAUUGGCUAAGUAUGCUCUUUGUCUACCUACCAAGCAUCUGGGUGCCAAGCAUGACAUCAUACCAAGGAGAUAGGCACAACACACCCUCAUUCAUGGGUAGCCAUGCAUGGUACCUAGUAAGGUCAUAAAGUUUCUAAGUGUCA
Molecule: messenger RNA, 4316 nt
Organism: Linum trigynum
Lineage: Eukaryota; Viridiplantae; Streptophyta; Magnoliopsida; Malpighiales; Linaceae
Source: the annotation of a GenBank genome assembly